AUGAACCCUCUUCAGUUCUCCUUCAUCUUCCUUCACCUCACUUUGUUACUUCACUUUUCGUCAGCUGCUCCGGCGUUGACUAUAUCCGUGACUCCAAAAACACUUUCCAAGUCCGGUGACCCGGUUCACAUCCAGUGGUCCGGUGUUGAAUCGCCUUCCAGACUUGAUUGGCUUGGAAUUUACUCCCCUUCCACCUCCCCCAACGACCAUUUUAUUGGGUAUAUCUUUCUGUCGAGCUUAGCCGGAUGGGAAUCAGGAUCCGGGACCGUUUCAAUCCCGUUAGUCAACUUGAGGUCCGAUUACCAGUUUCGGAUCUUCCGAUGGACGGAAUCCGAGAUGAUGAACGCCACGAGCUUUGACCAAGACCAUAACCCACUUCCUGGAACAGAGCAUAUGUUGGUGGCGUCGGAGGAGAUCGGGUUUCAACCGGGUAUGGGGCCAGAGCAUGUGCACUUGGCGUUGACGGGUCGUUUGCAUGAGAUGCGGGUCAUGUUUGUGACACCCGAUGGGAAGAACAAUACUGUGAGAUAUGGGUUGACCGAACAGAAUCUGGAUCAGGUUGUGGGAACUGAAGUCUCGAGGUAUGAGCGGGAGGAUAUGUGUCAUCCACCUGCAAAUGAUUUUGUUGGUUGGAGAGAUCCCGGUUAUAUACAUGAUGGUGUUAUGACUAAUUUGAUCAACGGAAAGAAAUAUUAUUACCAGGUUGGUAGUGAUUCAGGAGGAUGGAGUGAUAUUUUCAGCUUUGUUACCCCAAAGACCCAUUCGAAAAAAACUGUAGUUUUCUUGUUUGGUGACAUGGGAACUGCUGCACCUUACAUUACCUUUGAUCGGACACAGGAGGAAAGCAGUUCAACCGUGAAAUGGCUACUCCGUGAUAUUGAAGCACUCGGUGACAAGCCCACGUUUAUCUCCCACAUUGGAGACAUAAGCUAUGCUAGAGGUUACUCAUGGCUUUGGGACCAAUUUUUCCAUCAAAUUCAGCCUAUUGCCUCCAGAGUUCCUUACCAUGUCUGCAUUGGUAAUCAUGAAUAUGAUUGGCCAUCACAGCCGUGGAAGCCUGAUUGGGCUAGCAAGUUGUACGGCUCUGAUGGUGGCGGUGAAUGUGGAGUGCCAUAUAGUCACAGAUUCAAGAUGCCUGGGAACUCUUCGCAAGUAACUGGAACAAGCGCACCUGCCACUAGGAACCUAUUCUAUUCUCUUGAUUUCGGGGUAGUGCAUUUUGUGUAUAUGUCAACUGAGACAAAUUUUCUCCCGGGAAGUGAUCAAUAUGAAUUCUUGAAAAAUGACUUAGAAUCUGUUGACAGGCAAAAGACCCCAUUUGUGGUUGUUCAAGGGCACAGGCCUAUGUACAGCACCUGCAAUAGGCCGAAAGAGAUCCCCUUGAGGAAGAAAAUGAUUGAGCACAUAGAACCUCUUCUGGUGAAGAACAAAGUGAGUCUUGUGUUAUGGGGUCAUGUGCAUAGAUACGAGAGAUUCUGUCCUCUAAAUAACUAUACUUGUGGGAGCUUGGAGAAGAAUGGUGAGGAUAACUGGGAGGCAUAUCCAGUGCACAUAGUGAUUGGGAUGGGCGGACAGGACUGGCAAGGACAGUGGCUACAGAGGGAAGAUCAUCCCAGUGAUCCAGUUUUUCCGCAGCCAGAGCAAUCUCUGUUCCGUGCGGGCGAGUAUGGCUACACUAAACUUGUGGCGACGAAGAAAAAGCUCAAACUUUUUUACAUAGGAAAUCAUGAUGGAAAGUUGCAUGAUAUGGUGGAGAUAAUGGCACCAGGAGUAGCUCCAAGUGCCUUUAUGGAGAUGGAAGCCAUGGAUUGUUGGUACUACGUGAAGAACCUCUCUCUGAUGGUGCUUGUAGGCUUUGUUGCAUAUUUCCUUGGUUUCACAUCACAUUGCAGAAGGAAUGUGACUGAGAACAGCGGCUGGACUCGCUUAAAGGCUGAAGAUGUAUAA
Molecule: messenger RNA, 1947 nt
Organism: Oldenlandia corymbosa var. corymbosa
Lineage: Eukaryota; Viridiplantae; Streptophyta; Magnoliopsida; Gentianales; Rubiaceae
Source: the annotation of a GenBank genome assembly